Messenger RNA from Gossypium raimondii (Peruvian cotton), 4924 nucleotides. RefSeq lists its product as uncharacterized. NCBI's taxonomy places the organism in Eukaryota, Viridiplantae, Streptophyta, Magnoliopsida, Malvales, Malvaceae. Gene Ontology annotation, cellular component: Ino80 complex. The record is from RefSeq and is a predicted model, not a curated record. Bases 537 to 4619 code for a protein of 1360 amino acids. The transcript is spliced from 3 exons.
CAGAUCCAACGGCCGGAAACCUCCUAAAUCAUGGGGCACUAUCUUCUGUCUUCCUUUGGCACGAACUCAUCUCAACUCACUGAGUUGAUGAUUACAGUCGAGUCACACCCUCUUUCCUUUCCUUUCCACUCACUUUCUUUCUUUCUUUCUUCCUCUACCUCCCCGCCCCUUCUGCCCUUUUUCGUCAUUUCCUCUCUAAUCCCCAUCCGACGUCUCCCAUCCUUCCACGUCACCACCGUCUUCUUCAUCCUCCCUUCCCUUGCCCCAUCUCUUUCUAUUUUUAUUUACCCCCCUUUAGGGUUUCUCAGAUUUGACCAAAUUCUCUGUUUUCCCCCAUCCUUAUUUUUCUCAAAUUAUAAAAGAACAAACCUUCAAAUCUCCAAUUCCUUGACUCUCUCAAUUUUUGCAGCAGAUAUUCUUCCUACCGAGGGUUUCGAUGAAUUGGCGCUCUAUUCCGUAAUGCGGAAAAUAAAAAUUUCAAUUAAAGUUUUGUAGAAUUGAGGAUUACAAUUUUCGUUCGUUUGGUGGUUUAUGUUAUGAUGGCGAUUGAGAAGAAUAACUUCAAAGUUUCACGGUUUGAUUCGGAGUUCUCGUAUGGUAGUAGAGAGACGACUGUGUCGAGUGAUGAGGAUGAGCUUCAACGUCAAAGCUCAGCUGUUGAUUGUGAUGGCGAUGAUGAUGAUGAUGAUGAAUUUGAUGAUGCUGAUUCAGGAGCAGGUUCGGAUGACUUUGAUUUAUUGGAAUUAGGAGAAACGGGGGCUGAAUUCUGCCAAGUUGGGAACUUGACUUGUUCUGUUCCUUUGGAGUUGUACGAUCUUCCUGGAUUGGAAGAUAUUUUGUCUCUUGAUGUGUGGAAUGAGUGUUUAAGUGAUGAGGAGCGGUUUAGCCUUACUAAAUUUUUGCCCGAUAUGGAUCAGGAUACAUUUAUGCGGACUUUGAAUGACCUUCUUAAGGGUGAUAAUUUUCAUUUUGGGAGUCCUAUAAAGAAGUUGUUUAAUAUGUUGAAAGGAGGCUUAUGUGAGCCAAGGGUCGCACUUUAUCGGGAGGGUUUGAAUUUCUUUCAGAAGCGACAGCAUUACCAUCAUUUGAGGAAGCAUCAGAAUAAUAUGGUUGCCAAUCUUUGUCAAAUAAGGGAUGCUUGGCUUAAGUGUAGGGGAUACGGUAUCGAGGAGCGGCUUCGUGUUUUGAACAUUAUGAGAAGUCAGAAGAGUUUGGUGUAUGAAAAAUUAGAAGAUGAGGAUUCUGAAUCCUCCAAAAGAGAGGAUUUGGAUGAUGGAUUGUGGAGCAAAAAGGUGAAGGACAGGAAAGCUUCACAGAAAAAGGCACACUACUCGGGCUAUGGGGUUGAACCGAAUUUAGAAUUCAUUUCCCGAGGACAGCUGAUGGCUUUGGAACCAGCAAAAUAUGGGAAGCAGAAUCCAAAAGGUAUGCUUAAGACAGGUGGGUCAAAUUUUCCUUUUACAAAAGAUUAUGGGACCUGCUUUUGCCCUAGUUUGAAUAUGAACUCUGAGCCAUAUGGUUUUCCAGGAACUCUUCCUCGACAGAAAUAUGAGUCAGGGGCUGUACUCAGGUCUAGGGAUUGGAUAAGGUUAGAUGAUGAUGCCGAAGACCCAAUGUUUGGAGCAGGUAUUCAAAGAGACCGAAAUGUUGUGCGUGAUAGCAUCAUGGGAAAAUCUGGUUCAUUGAGAGCAAGGAAAAAGUAUGAAAGACUGGAAGAAUUUGCUGGUGAUAGUUCUGCGGCUUUGCCUUUGUCUUCAAAGCAUGACUUGCAGGCCCAUGGUAGGAACAGGAAUAUGAAUAAAUUGUCAGAGGCAAAAAUGUAUACUUCAAAGCCACCUAACAGGAGAUCUGAUGAUUUGCCCAAGAAGGUCAAGUAUACUGAAAACCAUCUGCAAUUUGCUGUUGGAAAACAAAUUAAAUCUUCGAAGGGCCGAACUCCUCCAUUUCCAUUGAAAGGGAGUCGAGUUGACUUAUCUGAAUGUGCUGAAAUGUUUUGUCAAAAUAAGAACCAUGGAGAAGAUAUCUCUGUGGAUUCUUCAGUUAGAUCUGAUGAUUGGAAUGUUAGGAGCAAGAAAUGGAAAACAGGACGAGAUUCUCCAGAUGUCAGUUUUAAAUCUUAUAAAGUUUCUUCACCACUGAUGAAUGAUCGAUUCUUGCAGUCUGACAGUAGAAUAAAACCUUCGCAGGAGAAGAUCAGAGGGAACUAUGUGCAAAAGAGAGGCCCUGUUUCCAAAGGCAAUAGAGCAUUUAUUAGAAAUGAAGAAACAGAAUCUGACUCAUCUGAGCAAUUUGAUAAUGACGAGGAUAGCAAUCCUCUAAUGAGAAGCAAAUUGGCAUACCCUACUGGUAUCAUAAAAGAUUCUCAGUUGUCUUCAUUGAAGUCUGGUGUAGAUUCUAAAAGGACCAAAUCUUUGAAGAAAAAUUCUAUGGAGGAUGGAUGGACUGUUGAUGGAAUCACUCGCUUCUCCAAGAAGAGCUUUAGGGAAGAUGUGCAUGUGCCAGGAGUAGAAAACUACUAUUUUAAAGGAAAACAGAAGGGCAAGAUGAGUAAAAGCCCCUUGCUUAACUCUACUUCUAGAGUAAUGGACGAGGUUGAUAGGAAACAAGUUUACAAGUUGGGUAAAAGUGCCCAGUUACGAGGGGAACCUGGUAACAGGUUACACAAGUCCUCAUCUAGGGUCUACCCUACUGACAAAAGGCAGAAAGGUGAACUCGCCUAUGAUCAUUCUACGUCUCAGACAAAUUAUCUGCGUGAUUAUCUUGUUGAUGAGGAGGAUGCUUUACCUGUGACACUCUUGUUAGCUGAUGAAAAUAACCCGGGUAGAAAUAGGAAGAAAGGCCAGAGCAUUGAAGCAUAUGAUCGCUGUGAAAAAUCUGAAGCUUCAUUACGAGGGUGCAACAAAGGGACAAAGAAGAGGAAGGGGAAGGAGUAUGUGGCACAUGUUGAUAGAAGGGGCAAAGAUGGUAACCUGCAGUCUAACCUUGAGCAGCAAAUCGAUGAUUCCCUUUUCUUGAAGAAAAAGGGAAAACGAAAACUGGAGGCUGAUAUUGGUACUUCUGAUAUGGAAGCUUCUGAACCACAUGGUGCAGAAUUAGGAACCAUAGACGUGGAGAUAGAAACCAAACCACAGAAAAAGCCAUUUACUUUGAUCACCCCCACAGUUCAUGCUGGUUUCUCGUUCUCAAUUAUACAUCUUCUUUCUGCAGUUCGCUUGGCAAUGAUUACACCACUUCCAGAAGAUUCCUUAGAGGUUAGCAAGCCUAGAGAAGAGCAAAAUGGAAAGCAGGAAGGUGGUGCGAAUGGGGUUCUUUCUUGUGAAAAUGCAGUUAGCAAUGAUUUGGACCAUCCUGUGCAAGCAAGUGCGCUUUCUCUAACUGUUCAUGAGAUUGUUAGUCGGGUGGCGGCGAAUCCUGGGGAUCCAUGUAUCCUUGAGACACAAGAGCCGCUUCAAGAUUUAGUUCGGGGAGUUCUGAAAAUUUUCUCAUCAAAAACAGCACCUUUGGGAGCGAAAGGCUGGAAGGCACUUGUUGCCUAUGAGAAGUCCACAAAAGGUUGGUCUUGGGUUGGUCCUGUUAUGCAUAGCUCAAAUGAUCAUGAGACUAUUGAGGAGGUAACAUCACCCGAAGCCUGGGGUCUGCCCCCGAAAAUGCUUGUCAAGUUAGUUGAUUCAUUUGCAAAUUGGCUAAAAAAUGGUCAGGAGACUCUCCAGCUAUUAGGGAGUCUUCCUGCACCACCGCUUGAAUUGAUGCAAGCCAAUUUAGAUGAGAAAGAAAGGUUCAGAGACCUAAGAGCUCAGAAGAGCCUUAGCACCAUUAGUCCAAGUUCUGAAGAAGUGAGAGCUUAUUUCCGUAGGGAGGAGCUUCUUAGGUAUUCUAUUCCUGACAGGGCCUUCUCUUACACGGCUGCUGAUGGCAAAAAAUCUAUAGUUGCUCCCUUGCGAAGGUGUGGAGGUAAACCAACUUCAAAGGCUCGAGAUCAUUUUAUGCUGAAACGUGACCGGCCACCACAUGUUACAAUUCUUUGUAUUGUGAGAGAUGCAGCUGCCAGAUUGCCUGGAAGUAUCGGCACCCGUGCAGAUGUUUGUACUUUGAUAAGAGACUCUCAGUACAUUGUUGAAGAAGUUUCUGAUGCCCAAGUUAACCAGGUUGUUAGUGGGGCCUUAGACCGUUUGCAUUAUGAACGUGAUCCUUGUGUACAGUUUGAUGGAGAGAGGAAAUUGUGGGUUUAUUUGCAUAGAGAAAGAGAAGAAGAGGAUUUUGAGGAUGAUGGUACUUCAUCUACUAAGAAAUGGAAGAGGCAGAAAAAAGAUACUGCUGAGCAACCUGAUCAAGGAGCCGUAACUGUGGCUUUUCAUGGGACUGGGGAUCAAUCAGGAUUUGAUUUGGUCUCUGAUCUUAAUGUCGAGCCUCCAUGCUGUGAUAAAAAGAUGGAGACAGAUUCCCAUAAUAGACAAAACGUGGAGGAUAAUGCUGACACCAGUCAUGGGUCUGAGCAAGGUAACACCCAACAACAUGGUCAUCCUAUGCAAGAAAGCAAAUUGCUAUGUCAAGAAAAUUCCACUAAUGAAGAUUUUGAUCAACAUUUCAGUUUUGCAGGUCAGAGUCCACCGAGAGGGUAGAAGGUGGUGCGGUUGCCGAUCCCAUUCAAGGUUUUUGUGUCAUACGUUGAAAGGUUUACAUGUAUAGUGAUUUCUAGUCCAAAGUGUAGAUUAGAAAGUGAUCUUCUGAGAUAUGCCCAAAGAACGGUGCUUCAGUACAUACAGGUGGAUGUUCCAUGAUUUUUGCACUUCAUAAAUAUUUUUUGAUAUCUUAUUUUGGUAAUUUCAAAUAUAGCUUAUAUUCACUGAGCUGAUAAAAACAUGCUAAUUUGGUUCUUGUAAUAUGCCAUAUUAUGCAUUCCCUAGAAUUUGAUAGAAUUAUUACA